Messenger RNA from Drosophila subpulchrella, 2028 nucleotides. RefSeq names its product lysophospholipid acyltransferase 7 (gene frj). Gene Ontology annotation, molecular function: lysophospholipid acyltransferase activity. The record is from RefSeq and is a predicted model, not a curated record. Gene Ontology annotation, cellular component: mitochondria-associated endoplasmic reticulum membrane contact site; membrane. The transcript is spliced from 7 exons. Lineage: Eukaryota; Metazoa; Arthropoda; Insecta; Diptera; Drosophilidae. The coding region runs from base 92 to 1570 and encodes 492 amino acids. Gene Ontology annotation, biological process: phosphatidylinositol biosynthetic process; lipid modification.
CUGCAGAAAUUAUAAUAAUAAAAUAACAUAAUAUAAAUCAAUAGCAUAGCAUAGCGGGGAUUAGAAGCAAAGGCGUUGUGUCCACAGCACGAUGAGUUUCGACGACGUGAUCUACGUGAUCUGCCUGCUGGCCUGCAUCGGCGCCGGGAGCUAUGCGAGGAAGAUCUCGGACGAGGGCCAGCGGAAGCUGGUGUCCACCGCACUGGGCAUUAUUGUGGUUGUGAUCGUCUCGGGGCUCCACAGCCUGCAUUGCUUUGUUUCCCUGGCCCUGGGCACCUGUGCCGUGCUCCUGGUGCAUCCAAGCAAAGGCCACCUGGUCACCUUCGUGGUCAUGUUUGGCUACCUGGUGUUCUUCCGCAUGUUCGACUUCUACCUAGGCAUUCCCGGUCACACCAACAUGAUCCAAAUGUUGCUCACCCUGAAGGUUUCGGGUAUUGCCUUCGAGAAGACAGCCGCCUGGAAACGCCUGCAGGCACGCGAUGAGCAGAAGAAGAACGACCAGCGGGAUGUGAACCAGGAGAGUCUCGUCGAAAUCACCGACUACGACGAGGAGCUGCAGACCCUGAGUGCCGCCGAGAUCCUGCACUACAGCUUUAACUACAUCGGAGUUCUUACAGGUCCCUAUUAUCGGUAUCGUACGUACAGAGACUACUUUGAGAUGCCCUUUAAGACCUAUGCUCCCAGUGUUGAGGCCACUUUGGAGAAGCUUAAGCAUGCAGUCUUUUACUGUGCACUAUACCUGGCCACAAACUACAUCUGGCCACUAGAUUAUGCGCUGACUGAUGAGUUCUUCAACGAUCGCUCCUUUGUCUACCGCCUGCUUUAUGUAUGGCCCACGUUCUUCACUUUCCGUGCCCGCAUCUACACCGGACUGACCCUGAGCGAAUGUGUCUGCACGAUGGCCGGCUUCGGAGCCUAUCCGGAUGAGUCGGAUCCCACUAAUGGCGAGGGACCACGGAAGCGCUACCAGCACCUAAAGCGCGACGCAGAGAAGCAUACUUACAACUUCUCCACGAUUGUCAACACGAGAGUUCUGGAGGUGGAGCGCUGUUGGACCUUCCGCGAGGGCAUGAAGCACUGGAAUGUGUGUGUCCAAUACUGGUUGGCUGUCAACGUGUACAAACUCUUCCCAAGCAAGAAAUACAGGGUUGGCAGGACUGGCGCCACUUUGCUGUGCUCCGCCUACUGGCACGGAUUCCGGCCGGGGCACUACUUCUGCAUCAUGGGUGCACCCUUCUACGUUGCCCUGGAGGAUAUGUGGGAUAAGCUGGUGCGCAAAAAUGCCAUCGGCACUAACCGUCGUAUAAUCGACGUCAUCUUCUGGAUCUUCAAGUGGUUCGCCUUCAGUUACUUGGGCGAGGCCUUCCUGCUCUCCUCGUUUGGCAAGAUCUGGCGUUACUAUAGCUCGGUCUAUCACAUUGGAUACAUUAGCUGGGCGGCAAUGAUUGCGUUGGGAUUAUACCUGACCAGUCAGAAAAAGGCCGCCGAACGUAGAAAGAAUCGUGCGGCGGAGAAAGCAGCUGCCGGAGAUGGAAUUUCUGCCGCAGUGGAGAAGGAAAAGGCGCAGUAGUUUGUCAAUUACGUAGCCACCAAUAUCCCUAAUUGGCAGAUCAAUUCAUGGAAAACUUUUUAAAAGUUUUCCACUACAUAUUCUAUCGGAAGGAAAUGUAUAUGUUCUUCAGUUCUCCUAUUGUAAAUCAUCAUUAUCAACGAUAUUUUCUUAGAGAAGUUAUUCUCGAUUUUAUUCACCAACUUAAGUAUGUACAAAAGUGGUCUUGUUACGCCUUCUACCGGCUUCCAUCCAAACUUCUUCUGGAGAAGGUGAUGAUAUUAUGAAUAUGAAUAAUAAUUAGAUUUAGGCAUCAAAAAGUUACUGAGAAAGAUAAUUAUACAUAUAUAUUUUAACCAAAGAAAUAUAAACGAAAAAUGUAUAAAUAUUAAAUCCUGCUACGAUCACUCAAUUCCAAAUUAAAAUACUAUCUACAUAUUAUAUAUUCCCAAAAAAAUACAUAAAUUAUUCUUUUUGUA